Messenger RNA from Prunus avium (sweet cherry), 5039 nucleotides. NCBI's taxonomy places the organism in Eukaryota, Viridiplantae, Streptophyta, Magnoliopsida, Rosales, Rosaceae. The record is from RefSeq and is a predicted model, not a curated record.
GCUUCUGCAAUCUCGUUCGACUUCGUGUUCUCAACUCGUAUUUAAGCACUAAUCUGCUCUUUCUCUUGCCGGAGUUACCUACCGAAGGAGAUUAAGAUGGCAAGCGAAUGGAUCCCUGUUUUCUUGGUCGAUGCAAUACUUACGAAGUUAGCUUCUCUUGCUCAUCAAGAAAUCAGUUUCGUCUUGGGACUUAAUGCUGAAAUGCGUAGGCUCGGUCAAUCGUUAGCUUUUGUUCAAGAUUUCUUAGGUGAUAUUGUUGCCGAACAACCAUAUGAUCGGAUCAAGUCUGUGGAGGACUGGGUGAAGAAACUUCAAUACCUUGCUCAUGAUGCUGAUGAUGUCUUAGAUGAAAUGGACUAUGAAGUUAUCCGGCGUAAGGUAAAAUUCCAAAACCAAAUAAAGAAAAAGGUACUCGGCUUCUUGUCUGAUUCCCUUACCAUUUUUUUUCGUCGAAAAAUGACACAUAAAAUUAGGAAAAUUAAUGAAUUUUUAAUGGAAAUCGAGAGUGUGGCAUCUUCCAUUGGCUUAGUUGCAAAAAAAAAAGAUGCAACCCCUCAAGUAAUUAGAGGGGACAGAGAAACCACCUCAUUCAUUAAUGCAGAUGAAAUCAUGGUUGGAAGGAACAAGGUUGUGUCCAAUAUAGUUGAGACCUUAAUCAACUCCAGCAAUCAAGAAACAAAUUUUAUUUCAGUUAUGGCCAUUGUCGGAAUGGCAGGCCUAGGAAAGACAGCUGUGGCUAAGGCAGUAUACAAUGACGCUGCUAUAAGCAAACACUUUCAUGUGAAACUAUGGGUGUGUGCAUCCAGUAAUUUUUCUGUCAAAUUGAUUUUAAGUCACAUCUUAGAAAUGCUUAACCCAACAAAGGUUAUUGGGAGACUAAGUCUGGAGGAAUUGCUUGAAAACCUCCGAAAUGAAUUGAUGGGGAAGAUGUAUUUUCUUGUACUUGAUGAUGUUUGGAAUGAAGAUCGUGAAAAAUGGGCAUUUUUGAAGACUUGUUUAUCAAACAUUAAUUCUGCUGAGGGGAGCAAAAUUCUUGUCACCACCCGCAAUGCCAGAGUUGCAUCUAUUACAGAAACACUUCCAAGGUGUAAUUUGCAAAUUUUAGCAGAAGAUGACUGUUGGUCAAUAAUGAAAGAUUUAGCAUUUCCUUAUGCUAGUGCUCACAUAAGUCCAGAUCGAGAGAGAAUUGGUCGGGAAAUUGCCAAAAAAUGUGCAGGCGUGCCCUUAGUGGCAAAGGUUCUGGGAAUGAUGUUGCGUUCUAAGACGACUAUUCAUGAAUGGUUGUUAAUUAAAGAAAGUAAAAUAUGGGCGUUGCCAGAAGGAAAAGACGAAAUCAUGUCAGUCUUGAAGUUGAGUUUUGAUAAUUUGGCACCUUCUUUGAAACAAUGUUUUGCAUAUUGCUCAUUGUUCAUGAAAGAUUUUGAAAUAGAAAAAGAUAACUUGGUUCAACUUUGGAUGGCUCAGGGAUUACUAGUCCCCCGUCCUGACACAAGUAAUCUGGACAUGGAGGAUAUAGGCAAUGAAUAUUUUGAUAUUCUGUUAAAGAGCUUCUUCUUACAUGCUACUGUGGAUGACUAUGGCAUUAUUACCAAAUGCACCAUGCACAAUCUUUUCCGCGAUCUUGCAGAAUUUGUAUUCAAAUCCGGAAGCUGCAUGGGAGACUACCAUAGGUUGGAUGAUACACUUGAGAUUCAACCUGUUGCUGGGGUUUCUACUUCCAUACUGGAAAGAACUCGAGAAAGUAGCAUUGGUAGAUUGCGCUCACUAUUUUUACAUGCCGAAGUCCCUAGUAACAUGCUUCAAAGGUUUAAAGCUUUACGUGUUUUAAAUUUAUUAAAGGCAAUUAUUGAGGAGCUUCCAGCUUCAAUUGGAAAGCUGAAAUACUUAAGAUAUCUUGACAUUUCCGAAACAAGAGUCAAAACACUCCCUACAUCUGUUGGCCAGCUUUUUAAGCUACAAACCUUAAGAGCGAUGCGCUGUGCUCUUGAAGAGUUUCCAAAAGAAGUGCAAAAUUUGAUCUUCUUGAGACAUGUUUAUUUUGAUAAGAAUAUGAAAUUUCCGCUUGGGAUGGGGCGAUUGACAUGCCUCCAAACAUUACCUCACUUUAGUGUGGGUGAGGGGAUGGGUUGUGGAAUUGAGGAGUUGGCUGGCUUGUACCAAUUGAAAGGUGUAUUGAGUAUUUAUAAUUUGGAACAUGUAAAGGAUAGAGAUGAAGCAAAGAAAGCAAAAUUAGAGGAGAAGAUAAACCUACGCCAUUUGAUAUUUGUGUGGACGAAAGAUAGGCCAACAACGAACCACAGUGAGGAGGAUGUACUAGAAGGCCUAGAACCGCAUCCAGGGUUGGAAAGCCUAAAGAUUAAACAUUUCAUGGGUGCUAAAUUUCCAUCAUGGAUGAUGAGCAGGUCGUUAUCGCUCAACAACUUGAAGAAGAUUGAAUUACGCCAGUGCAACAAUUGUGAAGGAGUCCCAGCACUUGGUCAUCUACCUAAUCUUAGAGAUAUUGAGAUUCAUGGAAUGGCUAACCUAAAAUGUGUUGGACCUGAGUUUUAUGGUUAUGAUCUUGUUCACCAUGCAGCCACCGCAAGUAAGGAGACGAUAACUUUAUUUCCGGCACUGAAAAAAUUAACCAUUGAUGGGUGCAGUCAGUUAAUUAAAUGGAAGGAAGCACCCGUGAUGUCCAUAGAAAAAGUAGUGGUGUUUCCAUGCCUUGAGGAGCUCCAUAUUCGGAGUUGUCCCAAAUUGAGAAAUGUUCCCAGUCACUUUCCCUCCCUCCAAAAGUUGGACGUAUCUUUUGUUGAAAGGACCAUGCCAAUAGAAAACAUAAGCAACGGACUAUCGACUCUCACUUCCCUCAGAAUAAAUGCUAUUAAGAAGCUUACUUGUCUGCCGCAAGCGAUAUUGAAGAACAAUAAGAAUCUCACAUCUUUGGAGAUAGAAGAGUGUGAGAACUUAACUUGUAUUGCCCCUGAUGUAUUUGGGUGUGGCGCAUAUCUUCGUGUGCUGGUUGUAAAAUGUUGUGGACAGCUGAGGAAUUUACCCGAUGGGCUAGACACACUUCCCCUUCUUGAGGAGCUGACUAUAAAGCAGUGUCCUAGUCUCAAUUUCAUUCCAAUUACACAAGGCAUCACAUGUCUUCGCAAAUUGAGGAUUGAAUGUUGUGAAGGAUUAUCAGGCCUACCAAGUUUGCUCGAAAAUUGCGAGUCUCUUGAGGUAUUAUAUAUAUGUCGCUGUAAUUUAACAACCAUAGAUCCAUUUACACACCGCGGGGCUAAAGAACUGCAGGUUGAAGUUGUAGAUUGUGAUAACUCUUUAGCUCCUCCUACUCCUGAGGAGUUGACUAUAGAGCAUUAUAAUAGUCUACUAUCUUUUCCAGCUAUACGCAGUUAUACAUCCCUCCGUCGAUUGAGAAUUGUGAAAUGUGACGGAUCAGAAAGCCUAUUGAGUGGGCUAGAAAUCCUUGUCUCUCUUGAGGAGUUGAAAAUCAUUGAUUGCCCUAAUCUAGAGACUAUUCCCAGUCUAGACAACCUCACAUCCCUUUGUUGGCUGGGGAUUUCUAAUUGUGGGAAGUUAAAGUAUCUUCCUGAAGAGCUACAAAUCCCCGUCUCUCUUAAAGAGUUGAGAAUGGAUAAUUGCCCUAAUCUAGAAACUAUUCCCAGUUUACACAACCUCACAUCCCUCCGUCGGCUGGAGAUUUCUGAUUGUGGGAAAUUAAAGUUUCUUCUGGCAGGGGUACAAAUCCCCGUCUCUCUUAAGGAGUUGAGAAUAGAUAAUUGCCCUAAUCUGGACCCUGUCCCAAAUGCAGACAACCACCUCACAUCCCUACGUCAGUUGGAGAUUUCUAAUUGUGGGAAACUAAAGUAUCUUCCAACUGGGCUACAAAUCCCGGUCUCUCUUGAGCAGUUGAGAAUAGAGAAUUGCCCUAACCUAGAGACUGUUCCAAAUGUAGACAACCUCACAUCCCUCCGUCAUUUGAAGAUUCAGAAAUGCGAUGGAUUAACAAGUCUACUGAGAAAGUUGCCAUCCUGCACAUCUCUUGCGCUUUUGUCUAUUGAAUCCUGCAACAAUUUGAUCUCAGUUGCGGAAGAUGUAUCCAAGCUAUGUUCUCUUUCCUCAUUAAGGAUAAAAGAUUGUGGCAAAUUAAAAUAUUUUCCGAGAGGGCUUCAUGGGCUCACUAGUUUGAAGGAAUUGGAAAUAGGUGGUUUCUGUAAAGAACUUGAUUCUCUGCCCGAAGAAAUCAAGUACCUCCAUUCUGUGACAUCUUUGUCUAUACAAUCUUUUAAUGGCGUGGAGGCUUUGCCAGAGUGGUUUGGUAACCUUACAUCUCUUACCCUCCUACAUAUAGACAGUUGUGAGAAUCUGACGUAUCUGCCUACAGUCAAAGCUAUGCAACGCCUCACCAAAUUACAAACACUACGGAUUGUUAGAUGUCCCCUUGUAAAGGAAGGAUGCAUUAAGGACAGCUGGUCAGAAUGGCACAAGAUUUCUCACAUUCCAGAAAUCAGAGUUUUUGAUUGAAGCUGGGGAUACCUCACAAAACUGCCAGAGUUGAAUAUUCAUGUUUGUCACGUUUCAAGAGAAGGGUGCUAACUGCUGAGGGAAGUGUCCCAGUUGUGCGAGAUCACUUUCAUUCAAGUCAUUUGUACAACAGAUUCCUAAUUGCUUGAAGUUUUGUGUUAAAGAAUUCUUUCAUUCAGGAUUGGCUAUCUGCUUCAAUCUCAUCAGUGGAUUCUCUUCAGUUAAAAAAGGAUUGUGGGCUAGCAAAUUUUCAGUUUUGUAAGCAAUUAAUGGAUUGGAGGAUUUACCAGAGGAUUUACAGUACGGUCAUUCCUAUGGCCAUUCCUUCAAUACUUUCUCUCUCCGGGCAGAAUGGAUGGUCUGGUUCCUGCUCGGUUGUGGUCCGACAUGUUGAUCAGUUGAAGAACUAUGUAUUUGUAACUAUGAAAGUCUGAAGUAUCUAGCUACAAUAGUAUCUAUGCAACCGCUACUAGAAUAUCUUCCACUUCACACCAUUUUCAUAAGUGUCCAUUGAUUCAUGGCAC